GUGAUUUGAAGGUUUGGCUCAGUUUAGGCCACGUUUAACAGUUGCCAGAAAGCAUGAGGACUAAGCUUGUCGUAGUUGUGCUCGCCUCGGUAGCGCUAGUGUCCGUUACUGGGGAGUUGCGAUGUGUUCAACAGACGUUCGAGGGUCUCGGUGGAAUGUUUCCCAGUCCCAGGUCGUCCUCGGAAUAUUCGCGUUGUGAUGCUGGUGUAGUGCAAACGGUUCCCUGUCCAGAUGGACACUACUUUGACACAGCAGUGCAAAGCUGUCUACUUGGACAGACGGCAGAACAGUCACACGUAGAAGUAGCGUUCCAGUUUGAAGAGCUUUGCAACAAUCCCGACGUUGUGCAGAUCUUUCCCAACCCAACCAACUGCACCCAGUACAUCCUGUGCUACGGAACGGUGCCGAUCGUGCAAAGCUGUAGCGGUGGGCUUCUGUUCAACCCACAACUAAACACUUGUGACGUGCCCGGAAACGUUGUGUGUGGUUACAGCUGUCCCUCUGUAGAUGAUCCCUACAACCCGGUGUGGCUGCCGGAUGCACGGCUGCAAGAUUGCUCGAGGCACUAUCUCUGUUUCAAAGGUGAACCACUGCAGUUCCAGUGUUACAGCAAUCUUUACUUUGACAUUGAGACGCGUACCUGCACCUAUCCCCAGUACUCAACGUGCCGAGUGCCGAACGUAUACUGCAACACGACACUUACAGUGAAUGUGGAAAAUCCAAGAAGCUGCACCUCGUACUACACCUGCGUUGAGGGAUUCCCGCACUAUAGGACGUGUGGAUAUGAAGAGUACUUUUCGGUAUCGCUUGGUAUGUGUAUUCCUGGGACAUGUGGACCGGAUACUACUACAACCGCUGGACCUUCAACCGUAACUGUUACCGAGCUGACGUCAACGACUGGCCCGCCCGGAACGACACCAUCGCUCACAUCAACGACGGACUGGAAUACGCAAACAACGGAUUUUACCUCCACAACCGUAUCAAUCUCUACCUUGACCGUACCAGAGUCGACUACGCCAGGCUUGGAGACCACAACGUCUACUGUUUCCGACACCUCCACAAUGUCUCCAACCACACCAGAGUCAUCAACAUUUACUCCUAGUACACCGGAGCUUACAACAAACUUUGAAACACCAACGCCUACUAUUCCUAACACAUCUUCCACGCCUUCAAUAACACCAGAGACAACCACAUUUGCUCCUAGCACACCGGAGCUUACGACAGACCUUCCGACAAUGACGCCUAGUACUCCCGGCACCUCCACAAUAUCUCCAACAACACCAGAGUUUUCAACAUUUACUCCUAGUACACCGGAGCUUACAACAAACUUUGAAACUUCAACGCCUACUAUUCCUAACACAUCUUCCACGCCUUCAUCAACACCAGAGAUAACCACAUUUGGUCCUAGCACACCGGAGCUUACGACAGACCUUCCGACAAUGACGCCUAGUACUCCCGGCACCUCCACAAUAUCCCCAACAACACCAGAUUCCUCAACAUUUACUCCCAGCACACCGGAGCAUACAACAGACUUUGAGACCACAACGCCCACUGCUCCCGACACUCCUUCAACGACACUCGAUACGACAACGCUUGCUCCCAGCACAGCAGAACCUACUACUGAAUCACCAACAAUCUCUACUGACUCUACGACAACUACUGUAGAGUUAACAACGACUACUACGACAAUCGAACAAACUACAACUACCACACCAGACUCCACCACAACAACCACUACCACCGAACAACCGACCACUACUACACCGGAACCUACCACUACAACAGAGAUGGUAACGAUCGAUCCGAGUGACGUCUGUCCUGAAGUUGGUGUCAUCAUUCUGCCCUAUCCUACCAACUGCUACAUGUACAUCUUAUGUCUCAACGGUGUGGGUGGCACAGCGACCUGUAAAGCGAAUGAGAUUUUCAACCCAAUCACGGCCGUGUGUGUACCAGGCAAUCAGGAAACUUGCACGCCGUCGUAACGAGCUCAAUACUCUCAGCAAGCGUUGCGAUUCAUUUCCUAAAAUAAAACGUGCACAUUGAAUCAGAAA
Anopheles merus is the source of this 2051-nucleotide messenger RNA. Its product is annotated as endochitinase A-like. Lineage: Eukaryota; Metazoa; Arthropoda; Insecta; Diptera; Culicidae. Gene Ontology annotation, molecular function: chitin binding. The coding region runs from base 54 to 1982 and encodes 642 amino acids. The record is from RefSeq and is a predicted model, not a curated record. Gene Ontology annotation, cellular component: extracellular region. The transcript is spliced from 2 exons.